CCUGGAGCAUUCGUAAGCGUCACACUGCCAGAGUGAGAGCUGCUGGAGAACUCAUAAUCCCAGGAUCGCCUCUUCUACUCCCCGAGUACCCCAGUGACCAGAGUGAGAGAAGCUCUGAAUGAGGGCACGCGGCUUGAAGGACUGUGGGCAGAUGUGACCAGGAGCCUGCAUUAAGGUAGCUGAGUAAGCUUUACCCAGGAGCUCUCAGAACGGCGUUGCCAGAACCAGCAGUGCAUCCACUUCAACAAAUCACUUCUUUUAAUACUCUUUGGCAGAGAUCAAAUCUACAGGUUGUACAAUGGUAGAUGGAGUGAUGAUUCUUCCUGUGCUUAUCAUGAUUGCUCUCCCCUCCCCUAGUAUGGAAGAUGAGAAGCCCAAGGUCAACCCCAAACUCUACAUGUGUGUGUGUGAAGGUCUCUCCUGCGGUAAUGAGGACCACUGUGAAGGCCAGCAGUGCUUUUCCUCACUGAGCAUCAACGAUGGCUUCCACGUCUACCAGAAAGGCUGCUUCCAGGUUUAUGAGCAGGGAAAGAUGACCUGUAAGACCCCGCCGUCCCCUGGCCAAGCCGUGGAGUGCUGCCAAGGGGACUGGUGUAAUAGGAACAUCACGGCCCAGCUGCCCACUAAAGGAAAAUCCUUCCCUGGAACACAGAAUUUCCACUUGGAGGUUGGCCUCAUUAUUCUCUCUGUAGUGUUCGCAGUAUGUCUUUUAGCCUGCCUGCUGGGAGUUGCUCUCCGAAAAUUUAAAAGGCGCAACCAAGAACGCCUCAAUCCCCGAGACGUGGAGUAUGGUACUAUCGAAGGGCUCAUCACCACCAAUGUUGGAGACAGCACUUUAGCAGAUUUAUUGGAUCAUUCGUGUACAUCAGGAAGUGGCUCUGGUCUUCCUUUUCUGGUACAAAGAACAGUGGCUCGCCAGAUUACACUGUUGGAGUGUGUCGGGAAAGGCAGGUAUGGUGAGGUGUGGAGGGGCAGCUGGCAAGGGGAGAAUGUUGCCGUGAAGAUCUUCUCCUCCCGUGAUGAGAAGUCAUGGUUCAGGGAAACGGAAUUGUACAACACUGUGAUGCUGAGGCAUGAAAAUAUCUUAGGUUUCAUUGCUUCAGACAUGACAUCAAGACACUCCAGUACCCAGCUGUGGUUAAUUACACAUUAUCAUGAAAUGGGAUCAUUGUAUGACUAUCUUCAGCUUACUACUCUGGAUACAGUUAGCUGCCUUCGAAUAGUGCUGUCCAUAGCUAGUGGUCUUGCACAUUUGCACAUAGAGAUAUUUGGGACCCAAGGGAAACCAGCCAUUGCUCAUCGAGAUUUAAAGAGCAAAAAUAUUCUGGUUAAGAAGAAUGGACAGUGUUGCAUAGCAGAUUUGGGCCUGGCAGUCAUGCAUUCCCAGAGCACCAAUCAGCUUGAUGUGGGGAACAAUCCCCGUGUGGGCACCAAGCGCUACAUGGCCCCCGAAGUUCUAGAUGAAACCAUCCAGGUGGAUUGUUUCGAUUCUUAUAAAAGGGUCGAUAUUUGGGCCUUUGGACUUGUUUUGUGGGAAGUGGCCAGGCGGAUGGUGAGCAAUGGUAUAGUGGAGGAUUACAAGCCACCGUUCUAUGAUGUGGUUCCCAAUGACCCAAGUUUUGAAGAUAUGAGGAAGGUAGUCUGUGUGGAUCAACAAAGGCCAAACAUACCCAACAGAUGGUUCUCAGACCCGACAUUAACCUCUCUGGCCAAGCUAAUGAAAGAAUGCUGGUAUCAAAAUCCAUCCGCAAGACUCACAGCACUGCGUAUCAAAAAGACUUUGACCAAAAUUGAUAAUUCCCUUGACAAAUUGAAAACUGACUGUUGACAUUUUCAUAGUGUCAAGAAGGAAGAUUUGACGUUGUUGUCAUUGUCCAGCUGGGACCUAAUGCUGGCCUGACUGGUUGUCAGAACAGAAUCCAUCUGUCUCCCUCCCCAAAUGGCUGCUUUGACAAGGCAGACCAUCGUACCCAGCCAUGUGUUGGGGAGACAUCAAAACCACCCUAACCUCGCUCGAUGACUGUGAACUGGGCAUUUCACGAACUGUUCACACUGCAGAGACUAAUGUUGGACAGACACUGUUGCAAAGGUAGGGACUGGAGGAACACAGAGAAAUCCUAAAAGAGAUCUGGGCAUUAAGACAGUGGCUUUGCAUAGCUUUCACAAGUCUCCUAGACACUCCCCACGGGAAACUCAAGGAGGUGGUGAAUUUUUAAUCAGCAAUAUUGCCUGUGCUUCUCUUCUUUAUUGCACUAGGAAUUCUUUGCAUUCCUUACUUGCACUGUUACUCUUAAUUUUAAAGACCCAACUUGCCAAAAUGUUGGCUGCGUACUCCACUGGUCUGUCUUUGGAUAAUAGGAAUUCAAUUUGGCAAAACAAAAUGUAAUGUCAGACUUUGCUGCAUUUUACACAUGUGCUGAUGUUUACAACGAUGCCGAACAUUAGGAAUUGUUUAUACACAACUUUGCAAAUUAUUUAUUACUUGUGCACUUGGUAGUUUUUACAAAACUGCUUCGUGCAUAUGUUAAAGCUUAUUUUUAUGUGGUCUUAUGAUUUUAUUACAGAAAUGUUUUUAACACUAUACUCUAAAAUGGACAUUUUCUUUUAUUAUCAGUUAAAUUCACAUUUUAAGUGCUUCACAUUUGUAUGUGUGUAGACUGUAACUUUUUUUCAGUUCAUAUGCAGAACGUAUUUAGCCAUUACCCACGUGACACCACCGAAUAUAUUACUGAUUUAGAAGCAAAGAUUUCAGUAGAAUUUUAGUCCUGAACACUACGGGGAAAAUGCAUUUUCUUCAGAAUUAUCCAUUAUGUGCAUUUAAACUCUGCCAGAAAAAAAUAACUAUUUUGUUUUAAUCUACUUUUUGUAUUUAGUAGUUAUUUGUAUAAAUUAAAUAAACUGUUUUCAAGUCAAA
This is a messenger RNA of Pongo pygmaeus (Bornean orangutan), 2914 nucleotides long. It is a transcript of the gene ACVR1, whose product is annotated as activin A receptor type 1. Gene Ontology annotation, biological process: cellular response to growth factor stimulus; heart development; protein phosphorylation. The record is from RefSeq and is a predicted model, not a curated record. NCBI's taxonomy places the organism in Eukaryota, Metazoa, Chordata, Mammalia, Primates, Hominidae. Gene Ontology annotation, molecular function: transmembrane receptor protein serine/threonine kinase activity; ATP binding. The transcript has 10 exons. Gene Ontology annotation, cellular component: BMP receptor complex; plasma membrane. Bases 299 to 1828 code for a protein of 509 amino acids.